Molecule: messenger RNA, 2479 nt
Organism: Xenopus tropicalis (tropical clawed frog)
Lineage: Eukaryota; Metazoa; Chordata; Amphibia; Anura; Pipidae
Gene: arhgap40
Product: Rho GTPase activating protein 40
Exons: 15
Coding region: 13-1947 (644 amino acids)
Biological process (GO): signal transduction
Molecular function (GO): GTPase activator activity
Source: RefSeq, a predicted model, not a curated record
UUUCGUGAAGAAAUGGAGCAUCCAGCACUUAGCACUUUAUGGCUACCUAGAACAAAGAUCCCGAGGCCUCAGUUCCUGCCGGCCAACCGUACACCCCUUAACAGCACCCAGUCCUGCCCUUGCAAAAUGAGCCGGAUGUUGCCCAUUCCUGCCACCAGGCAAGCCUCCCUGAGUGACUUCUGGCUGGAGGUGGAACACAUCAAACAGACACGGGGGCCGGAUGUGGAGGAAUGCAACUCCUCGGAUUCUGGUAUCACAGAAGAUGGUGAAGCAGAGGCAGCUUGGCUGCAGGACGCAGGUCUCUCCACUCUGAUUGGUGACCAGUAUCCCCUAGAGGAUAACAUCAUCAUGUCCACCUUGACGCAAACCCAGGCUGCAGCAGUCCGGCGCCGAUUGGAUACGUACAGCUACUCAGUCCGCAAGCGCUGGAAACAGCCAGCCCGGGAUGUCAGAUUUGUGUUCACUGGGAAGGGCACGGCGGACGGCUUCUUUAGGAAGAAUGGGAAAGUGAGAACGUUUGGUCCACCACAAGCUCCAGGAGGGGUCCCAACACUCCCACGCAUGGGUUCAGACAACCAACACAGAGUACCUGGAGGUGCCGAUAUUUUUGACACUGAUGUGGCAUAUUCAGAGCAGGCGGCUUCAAUGCGAAAACAGGAGCAAGCCAGUGUACAGGACGCAGGAGCCUUUCCUAAAUUCCAGCUCAAUAAGGGAAGACUAGGAACAACCCAAGUGGCUGACCUUACCCCCUCUGAUAUGAAGCAGGUUCCCGCUUUGGCCCUUAUUGAGUUGACCGCUCUGUGUGACGUCUUGGACUUGGAACUGAAGAGGAACAAGGUUCAAAAGCGCAAGUCAGCUGAGAGCCAGCUGUUUGGAGUAGCACUUCCAAGUCUGCUAAUUCAAGACCAGAAGCUGGUGCCUGACACAAAGGUCCCACUCAUCCUACAAGCGAUCUUUACAUGCAUAGAGAAGAAUGGUAUGGAGAUCCAGGGAAUUCUGAGAAUCUCUGGCUCACAAGCACGGAUCAAGAAUCUACAGCAGCGGCUGGAGAAAGAUUUCUAUGACGGCCUUUUCUCUUGGGAUGAUGUCCAUCCACAUGAUGCCUCUGGCCUCCUUAAACUCUUCUUGAGAGAGCUGCCCGCACCUUUACUCACUACCCAGUACCUCCCAGCAUUCACAGCAGUGCAGAACAUCGUAGACCUGAAGCAGAGACUUCAAGCGCUAAACCUACUCAUCCUCAUCCUUCCAGAGCCAAACCGCUCUACUUUAAAGGCACUACUGGAAUUCCUACAGAAAGUGGCUGCAAUGGAGAAAACAAAUCUCAUGUCUCUUUGGAAUGUUUCCACCAUUUUGGCACCCAACUUAUUUCUCUAUCAUUGUGGAAAGAAUCUUGAAAGAGGUGAGAAGCAACUGGCGGAGGGGACGGCUGCUUCGGUGAUGGCUAUGGUGCAUUACCAGGAUCUACUGUGGACUGUUCCCACUUUCCUAGUGACCCAAGUACGGAAGCUGAACCAAACCAGCGCUAAGAAGUAUGCCUUCCGUGAUCGCAGACUGAGGAACUUCCUACGUAAAAUCCAUUCUGAUAAGGAAAGAUCGGAGAAGAGCCAGACUGAGCUUUGUAAACAGGUGAAGGUCCAACCCACCCUUUGGCUGAAAGAGACCUUGGCUGUACGGGUGGACGAAGGGACUCAAGCAUCAGAUGUCUUUCAACAGUUGAAAAAGCAACUGGGACAAAGGAGCUGGGACAUGGCUAGCACUGUGGGCUUCCUUAGAAGUAGUGGUUCUUCUGAGUACCGGAACCUGGCACUGUUUGAAGUAGGAGGCAAUCUCUGUGAACGCCGCCUAGAUCCUGACACCUACUUAAUGGACUUGUACAAUGUUAACCCUAAUGCUGAAUGGGUGAUAAAGGCCAGCAAUUCAUCGUUGCCUUCAAACAGGGCAGUAUGAUUGGCACCGGGCUCGCCAGUACUCCCCCAUAAAAGGCUGGAUGUAAUAGACUGGAUUACCUGUGGCUGGAUCUUGGCCCCCAUUGUAGCCAUGCAGCUGGGGGGCAUAUAAAUGCACUUAUUCCUUUCCUCCACUGUAGGAAGAGCUUAGCAUCAAUGAACUGCCCCCUAUUUUACUCUGGCAUCAAUAUAUACCUUAUUCUUGGGGCAACUGUUGCACUUUGUUUUGGACCUCACUAAGGAUCCCGGGCCAAGGAACAUGAACCUGCACCUUAGUUGUAAGAACUGCUGUGAUUAUAUAUGUGGUUUCAUGCUGGAAUUAAAGAAAGACAUUCCUUCUCAUUGCCAAGAGAGGGCAUCAGAGUACCCAGGAACCAGGCUUCAAAAGCCUGGCUAAUAUACCUCUGCAGAUAUGAAAUUCAUCCAAAAAUAUAGGAAAACUGUUUUUUUUUUUUUUUCUUUUAUAAGAAGAAAAGUGUUUUUGUGAUUUAUUUAAAAUAUUCAUAAUAAAACCCCCAAAAGAUAUUUCAGGC